AGCCGGUCCGGGAAAGCAAAGGAGCUGGCCAGCACGAGGGCAGCGGAUCCCCUCUAGCGACCACCCUCCCCCCCCCGGGAUCUGCAGAGAAGAGGAACUAGGAAAAUUCGCACCCAGCUUCCCCGGCUGCCGGCGAGCGAGGGCGGCGUGGAAGGUUUUGGAAACGGUCCCCCGGCAUGCCGAGCUAAAGGCUGUAAGUCACCCCGUGCAUGGAGCGGACUGCUUCCUCUCCCCCGGCCCGACGGAGCUUGAGACCCCCAACCCGGGCGGCGGAGCCGGACGAGCGUGGGAACGCCGCGCUUUUGGUGGAAGCGAUUGGACUUUUCGAAAACUUUGUUCUGAGGUAGGAUUCGAAGGCGCCACGAUUGCCAUGGAGCCAGAUCGGAUGCGGAUCGAGCCCUUUCUGAAGGGGGCUUCGGGGGGGAGCUGGAGGCCCGGGGUGCCCGUGAUCUGACCCCCUCCUGCGUCCUCCCCUCCGCCGUCGCCCCCAGCAGAGCUUGGGGAGGGGGGUUCCGCGGAGCGCCGGGACAGCUUCCGAGUUGGCCAACAUGAGCUCCAGGCGGCGGCGAAGCUCCCGACCGACUCUGGGGGUGGUGCUGCAUCUGGUGUGCUCCUGUUUCGGCAUCAGCUCCAUCGAUAGCGACCGUCCCGGGGACGGCCGGUGCCAAGCCAUCGAGAUCCCCAUGUGCAAAGACAUUGGGUACAACAUGACCCGGAUGCCCAACUUAAUGGGCCACGAGGACCAGCAGGACGCGGCCAUCCAACUGCACGAGUUCGCCCCGCUGGUGGAGUACGGCUGCCACGGCCACCUCAAAUUCUUCCUCUGCUCCCUCUACGCCCCCAUGUGCACCGAGCAGGUGUCCACGCCCAUCCCGGCCUGCCGGGUGAUGUGCGAGCAGGCCCGGCUCAAGUGCUCCCCGAUUAUGGAGCAGUUCAACUUCAGGUGGCCCGACUCCCUGGAUUGCAGCAAGUUGCCCAACAAAAACGACCCCAACUAUCUGUGCAUGGAAGCCCCCAGCAACGGCUCCGAGGAACCGCCCCGGGGAUCCAGCAUGCUCCCUCCCAUGCUCUGGCCCCAGAGGCCCCACAGUGCGGGUCACGACCUGACCCAGCAGAAGGACGGACAGGGCCGGCUCUCCUGCGAGAAUCCCGGGAAGUUCCACCACGUGGAGAAGAGCGGUUUCUGCGCUCCUCUCUGCACCUCCGGGGUGGACGUCUACUGGAGCUGGGAGGACAAGCAGUUUGCGGUCAUCUGGAUGGCCGUCUGGUCCAUCCUCUGCUUCUUCUCCAGCGCCUUCACCGUCCUGACCUUCCUGAUCGACCCCCAGCGCUUCAAGUACCCCGAGAGGCCCAUCAUCUUCUUGUCCAUGUGCUACUGCGUCUACUCCGUGGGCUACAUCGUCCGCCUCUUUUCCGGGGCGGAAAACAUCGCCUGCAACCGAGACAGUGGCCAACUCUACGUCAUUCAAGAAGGUCUGGAGAGCACGGGGUGUACCUUGGUCUUCCUGAUCCUCUACUACUUCGGCAUGGCCAGCUCCUUGUGGUGGGUGAUCCUGACUUUGACCUGGUUCCUGGCCGCGGGGAAGAAAUGGGGCCACGAGGCCAUUGAAGCCAACAGCAGCUACUUCCACUUGGUGGCGUGGGCCAUCCCUGCGGUUAAGACUAUUAUGAUCCUAGUCAUGCGCCGGGUUGCAGGCGAUGAGUUGACGGGCUUGUGCUAUGUGGGCAGCAUGGACGUCAAUGCGCUGACCGGCUUUGUGCUGGUCCCUUUGGCUUGCUAUCUUGUUCUGGGGACCUCCUUCAUCCUUCUGGGCUUUGUGGCCCUCUUCCACAUCAGGAGGGUGAUGAAAACGGGCGGGGAAAACACUGACAAGCUGGAGAAGCUCAUGGUGAGAAUCGGUGUCUUCUCCGUCUUGUAUACUGUGCCGGCCACUUGUGUCAUCGCUUGCUACUUUUACGAAAGGUUGAACAUGGAGUACUGGAAGAUUUUGGCCACCCGGCAAAAAUGCAAGGUCAACAGUCACACCAAGCAUCUGGACUGCACCAUGAGCGACUCUGUUCCAGCCGUGGAGAUCUUUAUGGUUAAAAUCUUUAUGUUGCUGGUGGUGGGCAUCACCAGCGGGGUCUGGAUUUGGACAUCCAAAACUCUGCAAUCCUGGCAAGGGGUUUGUAGCCGGAGGAUCAAGAACAGGACUGGGAGGAAAUCCGCCGGCAUGGGGGCAAGUGGGGGUCUUUACAAAAAGUCCCAGCCUUUGCCCAAAGUUCAUCAUGCAAAGUAUGAGCAACCUGCAACCUGUGUGUGACCAGAGUGGACUACAAGAUCUUAAUAAUAUGACUCAGAAUAUUUGGAAAGCAACAGAAAGAGAUUCCCAAUCACCAUAGCAUUCAGGACUACUAUUUCUUUCUUUUUUUUUUUUUUUGAAAUAUGCUUUUUUAGAACCUCUGUUGUCUUAGCAAACAGCAAUAAGAGAGUUGAAAUCUUAAAAUUCAAGAUCAGGAGAUGGGGGAAAAAAUUAGUGCCUCGAAUGUUAAACAAACAUAAGCACAUCUAUCUAUCUAUCUAUCUAUUAUCUAUUAUCUAUCUAUCUUUUUUCUUUUUCUUUCUUUUCUCUCUCCUCUCUUUGCUAGUUUUACAUGCUUUGAAAAACUUUAUUAAAAAAACCUUCCUUCCUUCCUCUCCUUCCUUCUUCCCUCCCUCUCCUCUCUCUUAGCUUUCACGUUUUUACAUGCUUUGAAAAACUUUAAUAAAAAAAUCUUCCUUCCUUCCUCUCCUUCCUUCUUCCCUCCCUCUCCUCUCUCUUUAGCUUUCACGUUCUUACAUGCUUUGAAAAACUUUAUUAAAAAAACCUCCUCCUUCCUUCUCUCCCUCUCCCCUCUCUUAGCUUCCAAGUUUUUACAUGCUUUGAAAAACUUUUAAUAAAAAAACUUCCUCCUUCCUUCCUUCCUUCCUUCCUUCCUUCCUUCCUUCCUUCCUUCCUUCCUUCCUUCCUUCCUUCCUCUGUUGAUUGUUUGGCCAGCCUUCUGUGGUUGAAAAACUUGGUGUUCUGACUUGUAAAUAUUGGAAUAUGGUUUGCUUUAGAUUUCUAACCCUUUAGAUAUAAGUACUGUAUUUGUAGAACUAUUUUUUUUUAAGAAAAGAGAAAACUUGAAAAAGAACGUUAGGGAAGCAACCGGAUCAGAGAGAAACAGAAGUCUGCAUUCACCCUGAAAUCUUUCCAAAGCAGAUCCUCAUUAUUAUUAUUAUUUUUAAAAAAAGCCUUUUACAUGCAAGAUGGUUUCUUAAAAUGGUCUCUUCCACAAAAAAUAAUGUGCAAUACAGUUUUUCCUGCUUUUCCUCCCUUUGCUCCCACAACCCAGGCCUAUGCCUUGAAAUACGAAACAAGUUUCCAGACAUAAAAGCAACAGAAGGGAAUCUUUUAACAAAAGAACAGAGGGGUUCUAGUCCCUAGGAACCCUUCAGAGUUACACUUUGUGGCUUUUUAAUGGAAAUCGGACACGUUUGGAGAAGGAGGGAGGGAGGGCCAGCCACUGAAAGGAAUCUAAAGGAGCUUAUUGACUCUUUCCCAUUGUUAAAUAGAUUCUGUCCAUGAAUAGAUCAAGGAAACACUCCCCGUUGUCCUCCACCCGCUCCAUCCCCAAAGGGAAGCCAGGGCACAGGGGUGUGUGCCUGCUGUGUGUAUAUCUAGCUUUCUCUAUUUGUAAUAUAUAGCUAUUUUUCAUGCCCUGUUUUAUUAAAACAUGUCAAGAGAGAGAAAUAAAACAACAUGGCUUUUA
Messenger RNA from Crotalus tigris (Tiger rattlesnake), 3774 nucleotides. RefSeq names its product frizzled class receptor 10 (gene FZD10). The transcript has a single exon. Gene Ontology annotation, molecular function: Wnt-protein binding; Wnt receptor activity. Bases 549 to 2303 code for a protein of 584 amino acids. Gene Ontology annotation, biological process: non-canonical Wnt signaling pathway; canonical Wnt signaling pathway. Gene Ontology annotation, cellular component: plasma membrane. The record is from RefSeq and is a predicted model, not a curated record. NCBI's taxonomy places the organism in Eukaryota, Metazoa, Chordata, Lepidosauria, Squamata, Viperidae.